This is a messenger RNA of Mycena indigotica, 384 nucleotides long. RefSeq lists its product as uncharacterized. The transcript is spliced from 2 exons. The coding region runs from base 79 to 384 and encodes 101 amino acids. Lineage: Eukaryota; Fungi; Basidiomycota; Agaricomycetes; Agaricales; Mycenaceae. The record is from RefSeq and is a predicted model, not a curated record.
AAUCUUUCAACCUGCCUCAGCAACUCAACUGUCCCUUCGCCUCCUCUGCGUCUUUCUCCAGGGAACUCGGGAUGCCGAAUGGCUUGGUUCACCGAGAAUUGGCUUCUCAUGGCACGGGUAAAGGCUCCUGCUGCGACCGUGUACACCCGCGACUUCCUUUGGCGCCCUGUUAUUCUUCUCUUCGAUCCACAUGCUCUUGAACCUACACCACUAGCUUACUUUUUGCGUCCUCUAGCCGCCAGUUUCAUUCUUAUCAACCUGUUUCCUGAUCUCGAGGUGUUUCGGCUGCGUCACUUCCCCGUCCAAUUGAUACGCUCGGGAAAAAAAGUUGUGAGCCUUUGUGGGUUCAUGCCGACCUCAUGCUCACUUGUUUUGCUUGUUUGA